UCAAGUAGUGCACGGGUCAACAUUGGCUCUCAACGUUCAACAGCCCGAAAGGCUCGCCCGCGGGGCGCGCACGCACACGGACGACGUAGUUGAAGUCGAAGUCGGGCGGUCACCAUCGAUUCUCGAGCUGUGGGCUCAUGGCUGCGUAUAAGUAGCGGACGUUAUGGCACUCGACGUGGCCGUUCAGGCGGCCAAGGCUUUGCUGUUAUGGCCGGCGACGACGGCCGGGUAUAGGCGUCGAUGCCCCGUGGCUACGACCGACAAUGUGCGCGGCUUAGCGACAGAUGGAUGGGGUAGCCCUUCGACUGGUGCGCCUUGCGCGGGGGGAUCCCUCUCGCGCGAAGCGUGGGGAUCGUACGAUUGCGCCUGUUCGUGGAGGAUGGGACUGGAGACGGGCAUGUCGAAGACGUCGCCUAACUGAUGUUACUACUGGGACGGUCCAGGUAUGAUGGUCAAGCUGCUUCCAUCAGGCACAAUAUCAUUCUGUUUGCGU
Molecule: messenger RNA, 493 nt
Organism: Fomitopsis serialis
Lineage: Eukaryota; Fungi; Basidiomycota; Agaricomycetes; Polyporales; Fomitopsidaceae
Exons: 2
Coding region: 164-421 (85 amino acids)
Source: RefSeq, a predicted model, not a curated record